AUGGAAAAAAUAGAAAAAGUGAUGGAAAAAAUAGAAAAAAUGAUAGAAAAUCUGUCUAAACAAAUGGAAGCUCAAUGGACUAGUCAUAAACCCCCUCAAAACAAGACUAGUACAAUAGCAGAUCUUGAUCCUUCUCCUUGUGACAAUCGGUUAGAAAAGGAGCCUUCUUUAAUUGCUUUGGCUUCAGGACCUCCUGAAGGCUGGAAGACUGUGAAAGUAAACUCCCAACUCCUUAAAUCUCCAGUUCAGCAGGGUUUACAACAAGCCUUUAAAGAAGGUGAGGAUGUAUCUGCAUUUUCUCUGGCCUGCCCAGUUUUUGAGGCUCAGGAUGCUCAGGGAAACCUUGUUCGACAACACGCCCCCAUCCAUUUUAAACAAUUAAAAGAAUUAAAAAUGGCUUGUACCCAAUAUGGGCCGACUGCCCCUUUUACGUUAGCCAUGCUAGAUUGUCUUGCAACUGAUGCCUUGCCGCCUUUCGAUUGGAAACAGAUUGCUAAGGCUUGCCUAGCUGGAGGAGAUUAUUUGUUGUGGAAGUCUGAAUAUGCAGAACAAUGCCAGAGAAUAGCAGACCUGAAUAGACAGCAAGGAGAAUUUAAUGCAACUUAUGAGAUGCUAGCAGGAGAGGGACCUUAUGUUGAUGUUACUCAGCAAUUGGGUUUUCCCCUAGGAGUAUGUACUCAAAUUAAUGCAGCUGCCAAAGCGUCUUGGAGAAAAUUAUCUUCCUCUGGACAGGCUACAGAGGAUCUUUCUAAAAUCAGACAAGGGCCCGAUGAACCCUUCCAAAAUUUUUUAGAUCGUUUGUAGCAAACAGCUAGUAGAAUAAUUGGAGAAUCAGAAGCAGAAAUUAUCUUAGUUAAACAAUUGGCCUAUGAAAAUGCUAAUUCUGCUUGCCAAGCUGCCCUUCAUCCUUUUAGAAAGAAGGCUGAUUUAUCAGAUGAUGUUCACUUGUGUGCUGAUAUAGGUCCCUCUUACACUCAGGGCCUUGCCAUGGCUGCAGCUUUACAAGGAAAAACUGUAAAAGAGGUCUUAUGUCAACAACAUAGAAGUGGCCCUCCAAAAAAGGGGAAUAAUGGAAAUUGCUUUGGCUGUGGUCAGGCAGGACAUUUAAUACGAGAAUGCCCACAACAUAAAGAAAAUAGACCUUUUUCAAAACCUUCUGAAGAACCUGGUUUAUGUCUUAGAUGUAAAAGAGGAAAUCAUUGGGCCAAUGAAUGUAGAUCUAAAAGGGAUGUUAUGGGCAAUCCUAUGCAGUCGGGAAAUGGGCAGAAGGGCCAGCCUCAAGCCCCGUAUCAAACUUUUGGGGCAUUUCAGGAUCCAACCCCUUGGAUCCUCCCUCAGUCAAAAAAUCCGUUCAGGACUUAUUCCGAGUCACCCCAGGCAGUGCAGGAUUGGACCUCAGUUCCUCCUUCUAUGCAGUACUAACCCCUGAAAUGGGAACG
Fukomys damarensis (Damara mole-rat) is the source of this 1439-nucleotide messenger RNA. RefSeq names its product endogenous retrovirus group K member 24 Gag polyprotein-like. Gene Ontology annotation, biological process: viral process. NCBI's taxonomy places the organism in Eukaryota, Metazoa, Chordata, Mammalia, Rodentia, Bathyergidae. Gene Ontology annotation, molecular function: zinc ion binding; nucleic acid binding. The record is from RefSeq and is a predicted model, not a curated record.